Molecule: messenger RNA, 549 nt
Organism: Paramuricea clavata
Lineage: Eukaryota; Metazoa; Cnidaria; Anthozoa; Malacalcyonacea; Plexauridae
Source: the annotation of a GenBank genome assembly
UUUUCAGCGUCCAUGGUAACAGACGACACGCAACUGGUGAUCGUAGACGAUUGGUCUCCAAACACAAUGCAGUCCGACCUUGCAAAAACCAUACUCCAAGGUGGUUGGAUGGUUACGGCUGUUAAACACGGUGAACCGAGACGAGUUAUGAACAACAGUCCCUAUUAUAUAACGACCAACAACGUUCCUGACUUUCGUGAUGAGAACGAGAACGUUGAAAGGAGAAUCCAGGUGUUCAACACAACAUCUUUACCCUCGACGACACCUGGUAUAGAUCGGUGGAUCUACGAUAACGCCAUGGAUUGCAUCGUGUGGAUUGCUGAACAACUAGAAGCACACUAUCAACACAUCGCUAAGGAUGAAUUGUGGUACGAGCCAACCGUCACGAGAAACCUCACCAUACCGAACAACGAAGGCCCCUCCCUUUUCCAACUCCAUCAUGUUCGUGAUAUCUGCCCUGCCGACUUCGAAGACGCAAAUACAUCCACGCUAGAAACCACGCCCACCAUCCAUGAAAGGUUCGUUCAGGAAUAUCGCACCCAACACUGA